Molecule: messenger RNA, 1573 nt
Organism: Dimorphilus gyrociliatus
Lineage: Eukaryota; Metazoa; Annelida; Polychaeta; Dinophilidae
Source: the annotation of a GenBank genome assembly
AAUGAGUCGCUUAUACGAUACAAUUGAGCCGUCAGUUAUUGAUGAUGAGAUGCUUCAAAGAGCUGUCGUUGAACAAGGUCCAAAAAAUGAGGCUGGUAAACUAGCCAGAGAGGAAGGCAUCGAUUUCGCGGACGUUACAUCACUUAGAUUGGACUUUAAAAAUAUUCUGAAAAUUGGUAAUUUAUGGAGUUUCAAAAGUCUUGUAAAACUACAAUUAGAUAACAAUAUCAUUGAAAGAAUAGAAGGUUUGGACACUCUUGUGAAUCUCGUUUGGCUUGACUUGUCUUUUAAUAAUAUAGAAGUUAUUGAGAAUUUGGAUAAUUUGACUUUAUUAGAAGACCUGACACUCUACAAUAAUCGAAUUGAGAGAGUAGAAAACAUGGAUAACUUAACAAAGUUACACGUUCUAUCUGUUGGGAACAAUCAAUUAAAGGAUUUAGAGAAUAUGAAGUAUCUUCGUAAAUUCGAUAAUCUACGAACAUUAAAUCUAACGGGAAACCCUAUUAAAAAUGAUGCGGCAUACGAAAGUUAUAUAGCAGCUCAUCUACCCGAUCUAGAAUAUUUAGAUUAUCGAUUAGUAGAUCAGAAAACGAGAGAGGCUGCUAAAGAGAAGUAUGAUAUUGCCCUUCAAGAACUGGAAGAAGGCGAGAGGAACGCUGCUAGAAAGAAGGAAGAGGAGAUAAAAAAAACAGAAGAACUCGAGUUACACAAGGCUGCUUAUGUAGAACAUUUGAACGACUCAACACUAUUCGAUAGUUUGUACGCUGAAGAUCCGGAGGGAAUGAAAUUAAAUAAGAUUCCGACUGUUGACGAAAUGAUCUCAAACUACAGAGAAGAAUUUAACGAAAUUUGCCGCGAAAUAUUUGAAUUUGGGUUAAAGAUGCAUGUGGAGAGACAAGCGGAAGUGAAAAUGUUUUGGGAAUGUGUAAGAGAAGCAAAGGAAACAAAUAAACAACUGGGAAUAAAUAAAAUAGAAGAAUUUAUGGAAUAUCGAAAAAGAGUACUGCCAGAACUAUUGAUCGAACCAGGAGAAAACCACGAGGAACAAGAGGCUCACGAAGAAUAUCAGAAGACAAUUGACAAAUUAUGGGAUGCACUCAUGAUUUAUGAGAUGCAGUUGGUCGAUCAGCUGGAAGACGUUAUUAAAGAAUUCGAACGUGCAAUGUCCGAUAUGGUGGCAAACUUUAAAGAAAAUGUUAGCGCUUUAUUUAGCCGAAUGAGAGAACUGGAAAACCAGCACAAUGAGAAAUUAUUGGAAAUUGGCCAAAUGACCUUAGAAAAAAUUGUCAAAGGUGAGGUAGAUGAUGAUAUCCCUGAUGAAAUAAGAGAUCUAUUCGUUGAUAAAGACACUUUAAAUAGUGCGGUUACAUCUUCCCACGAUGUACACUUAAUGAAAAUUGAUAACCGCGAAGACGAUUGUACAACCAAAGUAAAUACUUGGUUAACUAAUCUGACUAGAACUAUACACGAACAAGAGGAGAUUGAAAGAAAUCGGCAAAGGGUAACAGAGAUCAGCCAUUUAAUAGACCAUCUAAAAGACGAUUUCGAAAAUAACUAUUCAGCAGAAUUCUAA